CUUCUUGUUCAAACGAAGCAGUUUAUCAUCGAGUAUGAAUCGUGACCAUGCUCAUCUACUCGAUGCUAUACUAGCAUCAAGCCAUUGUGAUUAUUCACACACGACAAAUAUGCUCAGGAAAACGGUUGCACAGGACAAAUAAACAACAACUGCUUGCGAAGACCACUUACACAUAUCCCCGUCGUACUGUGCUGCAGAAUUCGAAAACUUAGCCUGACGGCGGCUUGCCGAAUCCCGCGGGAAUGGAGUUUCACAAGCUUCCGCCUUUGAUCCGAGUAUCAACAGAUCACAGUUUGACAGUGUCGUUGGUCGGUAAUUCAGCAAUGUUAACAACCACAACCACAGAAAACAGGUGCUCGUCCAUCAUCACCAAAGGGGUUUUGUUAUUUGCACAACACGGUUCAACCAACAAUGGGAUCGUGAAUUCCACGUCGCCCAAUCACACCCCGAGACUUCUGGUAGCUGUUUUUCGAGUCAUGGAGGCCCCUGGUCAUAGAAUUAGACAUGAUCUGAAUCCGAGACGUCCCUUGCUAAUAAUACAACUCGAAUUUGUGCUCAAGGCGGGACUCCGCCCGUAUCCAUGUGAUGGCGGAGAAUCAUCUUAACUUUGUUCCCCGAUAGAUAUAAAUCAAACUCUUUUUCACCUGCCGCCUGUCGAACAAUGAAAUGAACCCCAUCCCAUGAUCUCUAGUCCUAGAUUAACUUUUUUGAGGAUUGAACAAACGCGCAGCAUCUACUCGCCUUUGUCCUGAUUCGUCCUAUUCCCUCGCACUAGUCAUUUAUCAAUCCUUUAACCGUUCUGUUCUCUUAACGUUGCCCAACAUGUCGGCUGUGGUAAUGACCCUCAAGCAAAAGUUGUUCGUGCAGCCAAUGGCUGCGCCGGACAGCUUCAAAGGUAAAAAGGCCCUCGUAACAGGCGGCACCGCUGGACUCGGCCUUGCCACCGCCAUUCACCUGGCGCAGCUCGGAGCUUCAACCAUCGCCAUCACCUGCAGAGACGCAUCCCGCGGUGAGAGUGCCAAGAAGAAGAUUGAAGAGGCCGCCGGCUCUUCAAAUGUCACCGUCAAGGUGCUGGAGCUCGACAUGGGCAGGUACCCGUCGGUUGUUGCUUUUACCGAGACCGUCAAGAAGGAGUUUGCCACCGAGGGUGGUCUGGAUUGGAUCUGUCUGAAUGCAGGAGUACACAAUGCUUCAUGGGAGCAGAGCCCUGAGGGUUGGGACAUGGUGAUUCAAGUCAACGUCCUCAGCACGGUUCUCAUCUCGUUACUGCUGCUGCCCUGGCUCAAAGAGCUCCGCAGCCAGCGCCAAAGCCCGGCCCACCUCACCAUAGUCAGUUCCGGCAUGCACAUGAGUACCAACAUCUCCAGGUGGGAGAAGAUCGCCGGCCAGGACGGUCUGCUCAAGCACUUUAGCGCCAAAGAGAACUGGCCCGGGGCCGCGGGCCAGUAUGGGAACUCCAAACUGUUGCUGCAAUAUUGCGUCCACGAGCUCUCGCAGCAGGCGCUUGACGCUCAGGGAAAACCCGACCUUAUCAUCAACACAUGCUGUCCCGGAAUGGUCUGGACCGAGAUAACCCGAACGCUCAAGGAAAAACACUUCAUCCUCAGGGCUGUCGAGCCACUUGUAAUGACACUGGUCGCUCAAACGCCUGAAGUUGGCUCCCGUACCUACCUUAAGGCGGGGCUCACUACUGAGGCCGACCAUAGCAAAUUUAUUACCAACUACCUUGCAGACGAUGCGUAUGUCAAAAAAUCGAAACCCGUGAUUACGAGCGAAACCGCCCAGAAGGUCCAGAGACUUGCCUGGGCCGAAGUAACACAGGAGCUCACAUCCAAGGUGCCUUCUGUCUCGCAAGUCUUGACAACGAAGUAGAGACAAGAGGUCACUGGAGUGGUGAGGGAGACCAAUUUUGGGUCAGAAAAGAAUCGCUGUCGCUUGAACCUGCCAUACUCUGUUCUAAUCUCAGUUUUAGCUCUAAGACACUGCAUAGAAAUACCCAUGUAAUAAAUCUCUUCAUAAAGCUUCUUUCAUAUUCCC
This is a messenger RNA of Pyricularia oryzae 70-15, 2037 nucleotides long. RefSeq lists its product as uncharacterized. The record is from RefSeq and is a predicted model, not a curated record. The transcript is spliced from 6 exons. Lineage: Eukaryota; Fungi; Ascomycota; Sordariomycetes; Magnaporthales; Pyriculariaceae. Bases 823 to 1872 code for a protein of 349 amino acids.